Molecule: messenger RNA, 437 nt
Organism: Humulus lupulus (European hop)
Lineage: Eukaryota; Viridiplantae; Streptophyta; Magnoliopsida; Rosales; Cannabaceae
Exons: 2
Coding region: 26-340 (104 amino acids)
Source: RefSeq, a predicted model, not a curated record
UGGACAUGAUUGUGGUAUUUUUGUCAUGAGGUUUAUGGAGUACAUUGCAUCCGGACAAUCUCCUCCCUCGACCUAUAUAGUCGACCAUAAUGAGAGAUUCCGAUUUGCAAUUGAUAUUGUCUUAUCGGAAUCCAAUGGCCUAUUUUGGGAUGUGAUGCAUGAUGCAACCGCUUAUUAUGGAGUUUGUUCAAGCAAAGGUGGUGAAUCAUCAACCUUAAAAGAAGGUAAGUGUCUUCCCCCAAGACGUGAUGCUUCGCCUCCAACGCUUUCAACAAAAAAGUCUAGACAGCAACACUGGUCGAAGCGCGGAAUGAGAAAAAAGAGGAAGUCAAUGAACUAAACUUGUAUUUACAUAUUUUGUCUUCAUACUACCAUGCCAUGUUUAGACCAAUUAGCUAUUACACUAUUAAUUUCUUUGUGACUAUACAAUAGUUGGG